AUGGAAAGAGAGAGACAAAGCAGGGCAGGGACUUCUAGACUAGCCAGGGAAAUCCCCUCAGAAGCUGUUUGCGCUUUAUCCGCUCUUGGAGCUGAUGUUGGGACUCGCUUUGAACGAGCCCUAUCGCCUGCAGAAGCGACGAAAGAUUUAGUGGUACGUAAAAAACGUAGCAUAUUUAACCUGGAAUCUAACCUAUCAACAGAAGCAACCGUGGCUGAUUCAUUUUCCAUAGGGAUCAAGAGCGUACUCUCCUUCCUAUCUUUGAAAGAUAAUGUUGGGUAA
Molecule: messenger RNA, 282 nt
Organism: Dovyalis caffra
Lineage: Eukaryota; Viridiplantae; Streptophyta; Magnoliopsida; Malpighiales; Salicaceae
Source: the annotation of a GenBank genome assembly